Bombyx mori (domestic silkworm) is the source of this 1806-nucleotide messenger RNA. It is a transcript of the gene Cyp9g3, whose product is annotated as cytochrome P450 9G3. Lineage: Eukaryota; Metazoa; Arthropoda; Insecta; Lepidoptera; Bombycidae. Gene Ontology annotation, molecular function: oxidoreductase activity, acting on paired donors, with incorporation or reduction of molecular oxygen; monooxygenase activity; heme binding. The record is from RefSeq and is marked provisional.
AUGCUCGUGGAAGUCAUCGUAUUUUUGAUAACCACACUUGUUGCGUAUUAUUUAUACGUUUACAAGAAAAUACAUUACUUCUACGAUGCAAGAGGAGUCAAGUACCAACCAGGAAUACCGGUUCUCGGUAAUAUUCUGAAAAGCUCAUUGGGCACUGGUCAUUUUUGGGAGGAUAUUGAUAAGAUAUACAAAGCAUUCCCUGGUGAGAGGUACAUAGGUUACAUCGAAGGCACAACUCCGAUAUUGAUGAUCAAAGACCCUGAGAUCAUCAAAAACAUCACAGUGAGAGACUUUGAUCAUUUCGUGAACCACAAAGAAUUCUUUCCCGUUGAAAUCGACGCUUUGUUCGGAGGAAGCCUUUUCAUGAUGAAAGAUGACAAAUGGCGUGACAUGAGAACAACCUUAAGUCCAGCAUUCACGGGCUCUAAAAUGCGGCUGAUGUUACCGUUCAUGAUUGAUAUCAGCAAGAACAUCGUGGAGUAUCUUAAAGGUCAUCAAUUAGAAGAUGUAGACGUAGAUGAUCUGAUGCGCAGAUACACGAAUGACGUCAUAGCCUCAGCCGGUUUCGGACUCCAGGUUAAUUCGCUGGUCGACAAGGAUAACGAAUUCUACGAGUGUGGUCAAGCAAUGUUUAGCACAAGUUGGCCACAGAGAUUUAAAAUGAUAUUGGCUGCACAGUUUCCAACGUUAGCCAAGAAAAUAGGAAUAAAAGUAUUUCCACAAAAAGUAACUCGUUUCUUUAGAGAGAUCGUGACCAGCACUAUGGAUUAUAGAUUGAAGAACAACGUAGAAAGACCGGAUAUGAUUCAGCUACUGAUGGAUGCUUAUAAAGGGACUCUUAAGAAUGAGAGCAACGAAUCAGACGAAAAAAAUGUAGGUUUUGCUAUGACAGAAGAGAUGUUAAAACCAAAGGGGAAUGUAAGAAAAUGGACCCAAGACGAACUGACCGCACAAGUUUUCAUCUUCUUCCUUGCGGGAUUUGAAAGCUCGGCUAAUGGUCUGACGCUUUGCAUUCACGAACUCGCACUGAAUCCUGAAGCUCAGGAAAAAUUGUAUGAGGCGAUUAUAAAGUUCAAGGAAGAGAAAGGACCGCUAACCUACGACAACAUUGGAGAAUUGAAAUACUUAGAUUGUGUUUUGAAUGAGACUUCAAGAAAAUGGUCUGCCGCAAUAAUAGUCGACAGGGUGUGCUCUAAACCAUACGAGCUUCCACCGCCGAGGGAAGGGGGGAAACCUUAUAAGCUUCAACCAGGAGAUAUAGUUUACAAUUCUGUUAACUCCAUCCAAAUGGAUCCCGAGCAUCAUCCUGACCCUGAGAAGUUUGACCCGGACAGAUUCUUGGAUGAAAAUAAGCACAAAAUCAAACCGUUUACUUUCCUGCCAUUUGGUGCUGGACCAAGGAAUUGCAUUGGGUCAAGAUUCGCACUUCUGGAGCUUAAAGUUUUAAUCUACUAUAUAGUUCUGAAUUUCAAAAUAAUAAAAACCGAGAAAACAUUAAGCCCUAUAAAACUUCAACCUGGCGAAUUCAAUAUAAAAGUUUUGGGCGGGACAUGGACUCAGUUCGAAGCUAGAGAAUAAAAAUCACUAUCGGAAGACAGAAUCGAAUGUAAAAGUAUAAUAUUACAUAGCAAAAGUUACCAUAAGACUAGAAAUCAAAUUCAUUAACACAGCCAAUUAUCAGGCUGGAGAUUAAAAGCUGGUCGCACAUUAAAGAAUCUGCAUCCACUGGACCAGUGACGUAAUACUGGUCGUCUUCAGAUCAGGUGUUGCGACGUUGUGUUAAUAACAAGGAUAUCGGAUCAACGU